AUGUCAAGCUAUUCCGGAUCUGUCCGUGGCGACGGCAGGCCGGCCCGCCAGUCAGCGUCAGCCAUCAUCGCCGAUGCCGUGGCCGAGCCAGGUCUAGUCGACGGCGAUAAGGCGGCGCAGAACGAAUCGGCGGCCAUCGUCGCCGAUUCGGAGCCCGGAUCUGUCCACGAUUGCGGCGACAUGCUGCCUCAGCAGGCAGCGUCGACCACGAUCACCGAGGCCGUGUCCGGGCCUGCUAUUGGCCAAGGCCACACGUCGGCCAUCGUCGUCGAUUCAGUGCCAGGGCCUUUCCAUGCCGAUGCCGAUGCCGGCGACGAGAUGCCGCCGGCUCAGCACGGCGCGUCCACGAUCACGAACGCCACCAUGCUCGCCGGCUGUGACAGCGACGCGUCGGCGCAGCACACAGCGUCGGCCAUCGUCGCCAAGACCGUGUCGGGGUCGCAUGUUCUGAAGAUCAAGAGUUACUCCCACACAAAGGGCCUUGGCCUCGGCGGCAUCUUAUCCGACACUUUCCGUGUCGGAGGGCAUUGCUGCCGCAUUGUGUAUUACCCCGAUGGAUGUCGCUCGGACUGCGCCGAUUGGGUAUCCAUUGGUCUACUCUUUGUGGAAACCCACGCUAGUCACAUCAACGCAAGGAUUAAGUUUAGCUUGCUCGACCAUGGUGGCAAACCGGUGCCGCUCUACACCACGGAAACCCACACGGUGACUACAUUGUCGACAAGGCAGGAGCCGUUGGUCAGUGCAAGAUUCAUUGAAAGGAAAACGUUGGAGUCGAGCUAUCUUAAAGGUGAUUGUUUCACGGUCAGAUGUGAUGUCACCAUUACCAGCGGCAUCCGCACCGAGGAUACCACGAAGCAGUCCGUGGUGGUGCCACUGUCUGACAUUCACCAGCAUCUUGGGCAGCUCCUCCUGACCGGCAAAGGGACAGACGUCACGUUUGAGGUCGGCCGCGAGACGUUUGCGGCUCACAGAUGCGUGCUCGCCGCUCGGUCGCCGGUGUUUAUGGCAGAGCUCUUUGGUCCGAUGAAAGAAAAUACAGCAACUUCUAUACGAAUUGAUGACCUAGAACCUUCGGUCUUUCAAGCUUUUCUCUACUUUGUGUACAAUGACUCGCUGCCUGACAUUGACAAAGGUGAAGAAAUAUUGAUGGCGCAGCAUUUGCUUGUUGCGGCGGAUAGAUACGACCUCAAAAGGCUAAAGUUGAUCUGCGAGGACAUAUUAUGCAACAGCAUUGACACAGAAACAGCAGCCGCUACGUUAGCGUUGGCUGAGCAACACGGUUGCUGCGGGCUCAAGGAUGAAUGCUUCAAGUUCCUGACGACUCCAGGCAAAAAUCUUAAGUUAGUCAUGACAAGUGAUAACUUUCAACAUCUGUGGAGCGUUAGUCCCUCUGUCCUCAAGGAGCUUCUUGCGAAACUUGAUGCCAUAAAUGGACUCCAAGUCAUUUGAUACUUUAGAGCUUGUUACUAUUCAAUAAAACCGAACCGGUUGACAAUUCAUCUACAUCUAGUAUGGCUCCUCCUUGUUGAUGAUUAAUUUUUAUGAUAACU
Brachypodium distachyon (stiff brome) is the source of this 1550-nucleotide messenger RNA. RefSeq names its product BTB/POZ and MATH domain-containing protein 2. Gene Ontology annotation, biological process: protein ubiquitination. The record is from RefSeq and is a predicted model, not a curated record. Gene Ontology annotation, molecular function: protein binding. The coding region runs from base 1 to 1449 and encodes 482 amino acids. The transcript has a single exon. NCBI's taxonomy places the organism in Eukaryota, Viridiplantae, Streptophyta, Magnoliopsida, Poales, Poaceae.